AUGGCGGGCGAUUUUAAUGAACCUCUUGUGCAAGAGGAUAAAUUUGGAGGCAGGGGUGUUAGUGUGAAUCGGUCUCUGGCCUUUAAAGAUUGCUUAGAUUUAUGCAAUAUGGUUGAUAUGGGUUUUAAUGGGCCAAGGUAUACCUGGACUAACAAACGGGAUAUUAACAAUCUCACUUUGGAAAGAAUUGAUAGAUUUUUCAUGAGCCCGGAGUGGUGUGUUCUCUAUCCUGAUGCAAAAGUUUCUCAUCUACCUCGUUGCCAUUCUGAUCAUUGCCCGGUUCUAAUGGAGACCGUUCCGGUUUCCAGUGCCUGGAGUAGGGACAAGAACUUAGCUGAGUCUAUUAAGGUUUUUUCUAAGGAAGCUACCAUCUGGAACAGGGAUCAUUUUGGGAAUAUCCACCAGAAGAAGAGGAGAAUCAUGGCUAGAAUCUAUGGUGCCCAAAAAGCUCUCUCCAUCUGUCCAAGCUCCUCCCUCAUUAAUCUUGAGAAUCAGCUGCAGCAGGAUCUGGAGGUUGUGUUAGACCAGGAGAGGGAUCUUUGGAUGUUGAAAUCCAGAAUUAACUAG
This is a messenger RNA of Quercus robur (English oak), 567 nucleotides long. RefSeq lists its product as uncharacterized. The transcript is spliced from 2 exons. NCBI's taxonomy places the organism in Eukaryota, Viridiplantae, Streptophyta, Magnoliopsida, Fagales, Fagaceae. The record is from RefSeq and is a predicted model, not a curated record. Bases 1 to 567 code for a protein of 188 amino acids.